AUGCACUACUAUGGCAGCUACUACGGAGGCCUAGGCUAUGGCUAUGGAGGCUUCGGUGGCCUGGGCUACGGCUAUGGCGGUUACGGAUAUGGCUGGGGCCGCCCAUGGGUAUAUAAGCAUCCUCCUACACAUGCUGACAUUCACACUCAGGAUCUUGCCUUGAACAGCAAAGCACGUACCAUCACUGACACCAUGCACUACUACGGCAGCUACUACGGAGGCCUGGGCUACGGCUAUGGAGGCUUCGGUGGCCUGGGCUACGGCUAUGGCGGCUACGGAUAUGGCUGGGGCCGCCCAUGGUCCUAUGGAAGAUACGGAUUCUCUGGCUUCUACUAA
This is a messenger RNA of Rhinolophus ferrumequinum (greater horseshoe bat), 336 nucleotides long. Its product is annotated as keratin-associated protein 19-3-like. The coding region runs from base 1 to 336 and encodes 111 amino acids. Lineage: Eukaryota; Metazoa; Chordata; Mammalia; Chiroptera; Rhinolophidae. The transcript is spliced from 2 exons. The record is from RefSeq and is a predicted model, not a curated record.